ACACGCGCGGAACAUGUCUGAAAAGGUUCUCAUUUUAAGUGCACAGUAACAAGGCCACCGUUCGAGCCAUGGUACAACAUUUUUGAAAGGAUUUUAUGUACUUUCAUCUCCAUCUUCGCCCUCCCUUCAACCAACCGUAAAUCAGCCUCCAUCUUCAAGUCUUCAACCAAAUCACAGAAGCCUUUGCUCCAUCUUCAAGUAGCCUUUACUCCAUCUUCACUCAGCCUUUACUCCUCCAUCUUUCUCUUCACGUCACCCUCAACCAACUUAUUCAAUUCCUGCAUCUACUCCAAAACCCAUCGCACAACAGGAUUCCAGCAUCGUCGUGAGCAGGUUUACGUUAUGUGCAUCAUCAGGGCUACCGCAUCUGUAAUUUCGAUUUGUACAAUUUUGAAGAUCUUCCAAGGAGAAUUCAAAAGCUGCAGAGACAAAGCCCAAGUCUGAUGAGGAUAUGUGUGAAAAGAGAGACACAGAGGUGGAUACUGGAAAGAAAGCAAACUCUGCUGUCAAGAAGGUUGCUAUUGAUAAAGAACUAUUGCAGGUUGAAGAUAUGAGGUUGAUCAUCCACAACUUGGGGAAGUUUAGUUCGCAUAGGGAUGUCAAGCUGCUUUCGUUGAAGAUCACACCACUGGAACACAGCACCUUGAAGAUCCUCCUGCAGAAUCUCAUCACGCAUAUCACUCAAUCAUGUGUGACAUCAAAGGCAACUCAUCAAGACAGUAUCUUGGAGAUCCUACUGCAGCAUCCUCUCACGCAUAUCACUCAAUCAUGUGUGGAAUCAAAGGCAACUCAUCAAAACAAAUAUUGCUCAAAUCAGCAAGUCCACACUUGUCAUACUCAUUCACAGAAAAUAGCCGUAGCCCGCACACAAUGGCAGUGCAGAACUUAUAAGGAAAGAUUGACAGACAUCUUUCUCAUAUAUGAGCAAUAGUAUCAUGUCUGAUAUUAAUUUUGAUUUGUUGUAAAGAUCUUUCUAUACGUAUCACCAUGUACAAAUAGUAUAUAAUACAGUGAACAUCAUUUUAUAAUUA
Alnus glutinosa is the source of this 1031-nucleotide messenger RNA. RefSeq lists its product as uncharacterized. The transcript is spliced from 4 exons. Lineage: Eukaryota; Viridiplantae; Streptophyta; Magnoliopsida; Fagales; Betulaceae. The record is from RefSeq and is a predicted model, not a curated record. The coding region runs from base 452 to 931 and encodes 159 amino acids.